This is a messenger RNA of Pseudomassariella vexata, 1575 nucleotides long. RefSeq names its product RmlC-like cupin domain-containing protein. The coding region runs from base 333 to 1394 and encodes 353 amino acids. The record is from RefSeq and is a predicted model, not a curated record. NCBI's taxonomy places the organism in Eukaryota, Fungi, Ascomycota, Sordariomycetes, Amphisphaeriales, Pseudomassariaceae. The transcript has 2 exons.
CCCUGUCAACGAGACUUCGUUUCAGAUCGCCGGAUAGCCCGCAUUCGGUCCGGGAAAGCUGCAAUGCAAAGUAGCCGAAUCCAAGUGCCGUUGAAUUACGAUUCGUGCCGGAAGGUGGACAGGUGGACAGUUUGAAGACAAGUGGUAGACUAGCUAUCCCCCGCAUUCCGGAUUAUGGGGAACUAUAUGACACGGGAUUAGUCAAACGCUGACUAUUCGCCCAACCACCAAAAUUCGUUCACUCGAUUCCGUUACGAGAGUAAGGGUUACAAGACCACAAGAAAACAAGAAACACCCCCGGCAUAACUAAGAUUUGAAAGUUGCCAUUCAAGAUGCCAAUCCCCGUAUUAUCCCUCCCGCCCGAUGCGAGGACAAACUAUGUCAUCUCCCAACUAGAAGGGGAGAAACUCACCAUCCCGGGCAGCAAAGGCACAUUCCGGAUCCUUGCCUCAGCCAAACAAACAAACGGCGCCAUGUCUAUCUUUCAAAGCGGAGCCGUGCUCUCGGACGCCCCGGGCUUCCACUUCCACAACUACGCUCAUGACGUCUUCAUGGUGACCAAGGGGUUCCUGAAGCUGUACAACGGUCCCAAGUGCCGGAUCAUGGGGCCGGGGGAUUUCGCAUACAUACCUCCAGCAAUCAUCCACAACCCAGAACUCCUUGGCCCUCAUACCGAAACGGUCGGCCUCGUCACCCCCGGCAACUGGAUCGACUUCUUCCGGUACGUAGGCGAAACCUACCACGGCCUCAUCGUGCCAGAACACGACAACCGUGAUCUGAAGGGGCACAUCGUGUCCAAAAUGAUACCCGCGAUGCAGGCCAAGAAGGACUUCGACGUCAAUUUCGUGCGGGACCCCAAUUUCAAGCCGCCGGCGGUCUCCGACUGGGAGGGAACGGAGAACGUCCUGCCUGGAGAGCUGGAGCCGUAUUUCCUGCGCGCCAACACGGGACCCCGCUGGAUGGCCGGGGGUAUCAUGUCGAGGCCGUUCAUCACGACGAAGCAGAGCGGAGGCAAGUUUGCGAUUUCGAGUAUCGAGUCUUCGGGGGAUUAUGGGGCAUCGGGGCUGUUUGAGAAGUAUGUUGCUUUCCCAUCCGUAGACCACUGUUUUGUGGUUUUCGAGGGGGCGUUAAAGGUGAACCUGAAGGGCGAGGAGGCGUGGACUACCGUGCGGGAGGGAGAGACGCUCGUCAUUGCUGCUGGGCAGGCAUUCAAGCUCGGGUUUGGGAGCAAGUAUGUAAGGGCGUGGUCUUUUACCGGCGGUAAGGGGAUCGAGGCACUGGUUGAGGCGGCGGGCGACCCUUAUGAGGCGUUUGUGCUACCUGAUAGGGCGGACGUGUUGGGUGCGGAUAAGGUCAGAGUUGCGUGUGGUGAGAUUGGUGCUGAGCUAGAAUGAGAUUCUGGGUUUUUUGGUAGUUACAAAAUGAGAAGAAAUCAGAAUCCAUACCCACGAUUGAUGCAACGAUAAGAAGUUUACUUUCAAGGGUAGGUAUUUGAAUAUGUGAAAUCCCAAUUGGUUGAAUGGGAUCAUGUAAGUUGCACAAAGCUGGCCUUUGAGUCUGAAAGUCUCAUGGAAG